This is a messenger RNA of Branchiostoma belcheri (Belcher's lancelet), 1798 nucleotides long. Its product is annotated as doublecortin domain-containing protein 2-like. The coding region runs from base 410 to 1798 and encodes 462 amino acids. The record is from RefSeq and is a predicted model, not a curated record. Gene Ontology annotation, cellular component: microtubule organizing center; microtubule. Lineage: Eukaryota; Metazoa; Chordata; Leptocardii; Amphioxiformes; Branchiostomatidae. Gene Ontology annotation, biological process: intracellular signal transduction. The transcript is spliced from 12 exons.
AUCCUACUAGUGGAAUUUUUAAUUGUUACGCAAUUUUUAAACACACCAGGAUCCUACGGGUUCAAAUCGCCCCUUCCUAAAUCGCCCGGCAACGCUGAUAUUUCUCACCGCACGCGCCAAAAUACACAAACCUCGUGCAAAUAGGCUGAUAAAACCCGAUCCACGCGUUCCACGACAGCUUAUACGUCCCCAACACAACCGUUUUUCACGGACAAUCACACGUCAAAACCUUGUGGUCACCCCGUCGCCAUGGCGACGCUAGGUAAACAAACGCCGGAGAAAUAAACAGUGGGGGUUGGUUUCCCGGCAUGCCGUGCGCGCAGUGCCUGGUUCGGCCGUGAAGACGUCAAGACAUGGACUGAGAUUCUCCCUCGAUUUUCCUAAUUUUUCGACCAGAAAGAUCCUUAGAAUGGCGACCAUGAAGCAUCUAGAGGUCCAGCCGACGGCUAAGAACGUCACAGUCUACAGAAAUGGCGAUCUGUACUUCCCAGGGCGCAAGUUUGUCGUCAACGAAAAGCAAGUCCGGAACUUCGACUCUUUCCUCAACCAGGUGACGAACGGUCUGGGAGCACGGUUUGGCGCCGUGCGGAAUAUCUGGACGCCGACACACGGACACCGCGUACGGGAACUGGAGGCCAUCGAUAAUGGCAAAACAUACGUGGCUGGAGGGUUCGAGAGGUUCCGCAAAGUGGACUACGAACACAUCGCGUCCAAAUUGCAGGAACAGCGGUCGCCGCGUACGAAAAAGACGUUUUCACAGAUCAAGCCAGUACAACACAGCCGGUUGCAGAGAUCGGCGCAGUAUCUGAAGGCAUCGCAAGCCACCGGCCCAGUCACUAUACACAUAUACAGGAAUGGCGAGCCUGCGCGGCGUCCGAUGAAGCUUCUCCUGACCAAGUACAUGAUGCGUACUCUCGAGAACGUGCUGGAGUACGUGGCACAGAAGGUCGAGCUGUCAACCGGCGCCGUUAGAAGGUUGUUUACUAUGGACUUUGCGAUGGUAGAGGACCUGUCCCAGGUCCAGAACGGUCAGUACUACGUGGCGGUCGGUAUGCAGCGCUUACAGAAACUCCCGUACGGGGAUACCGCGCUCAACAUUAGCUUGGGCGGCACCGCUGCAGUCAGAAGGAGGAAGCCACGUCCCCUCCCACCAGGAAAAUAUGCCAAGCCUAAGGAAGCCAAGAAGGAGGAGAAUUCUGUGUUCCACCACAAACCUGCGAAGGUGAAGCGAUCCCCCAAGAGUAACAACACCAGUGUCCUCAACAGUGAACACAGUGGAUCCGGAGGUCCAUUCCACGCAAGGGGUCAGCGUGAAGAGACGAAAGACGCAGGUACUGUCGGGGAAAACGAAGACACAAAAGUGGAGCUUCCCAUUGACCAGGUUGAAGCUGAUGAGGUGGAGGAGGAAGAAAUCAACACAGGUCAGGACACGGAGGUCAAACUGUCAGAGAGCGGCAGACAAACGUACAGCAAGGACGAGGGGCCGCGUACGUCUCCUGGGAACAAGCCUGAGGAAAUAGUGGAGGAGUCACCGAGUGGGGAGAGAAAUGCCAGUCGACGCUCCCACCCCAGUUCCCCACCCCCCAGUAAACCCAACUCCCCACCCCCCAGUAAACCCAACUCCCCACCCCUCAGUAAACCCAACACCCCACCCAGGGGGAAAUCCUCCACCCCACCCCCCGAUAACCCCAACUCCCCACCCCCUAACAACCCGGUGGAGCAAGAGGAGCUCAACAACAAGGCAGGCGGACCGGAGGCGAAUAAAACCGAAGAGCAGCUCGCCGAGGAAGGGGCGUAA